UACCAUUGGUUUCUUUGCAACUUUGAAAAAUCUUCGUGUGAAUACUAAAUCCAAUUUAUUUUUAUUUUCCUUAUAAAACGCGAAAACAGAACCGAACAAGAAUGAUAAUGAUAAGCACAACCAACCUUGGUUUCUCAAAACCUCAAUCUCUCGUUAUCCUCGUUUUCUUAGCAUUGGUUUGCAUCGCCAUGUCGGACUCCGCUGCCAAACCCCUCGACCAGCACGCCUCCGGUUCUUCCCCUGCGGUUCACAUCGUCUACACUGAGAGGCCUCAAAAUGAGGAACCUGAGGCUUACCACAUCCGAACCCUCUCUGCGGUUCUUGGCAGUGAGGAGGCUGCAAAGGAAGCUUUGUUGUAUAGUUACAAGUCUGCAGCUAGUGGGUUCUCUGCUAAGCUUACUCCGGAGCAAGUUGAUCAAAUUUCAAAGCAACCUGGUGUUCUUCAAGUUGUUCCGAGCAGGACUUACCAGCUCCAUUCAGGACCAGAAGAUCCAAAGAUGAUGGACGCAAAGGAGGAGGAUAUUGCUUAUGAGUAGUCAAUUUGUGGUGGCUAUGUCCUUUGGUAAUAGAAGAGCAGGAGUGUAGCUUCAUUUCUUUAGUGUAGGAAAUAGUACCAUUUAUAUAUUUUAUUAGGUGGGUUAGAGGUUUGUAGUGUACACUCAUUUCUUUGGUAAAAUACAUAUCAAGACUAUAUGUUUCAUGAUGUUCGAAUUAACGCUUAGAUUUGUCUGUAGUUGAAAGUUGCUUUUGAAUCAUACAUACAUAUCCUAUGUUUCAAAU
Molecule: messenger RNA, 780 nt
Organism: Abrus precatorius (Indian licorice)
Lineage: Eukaryota; Viridiplantae; Streptophyta; Magnoliopsida; Fabales; Fabaceae
Product: subtilisin-like protease SBT3.17
Exons: 4
Coding region: 102-536 (144 amino acids)
Source: RefSeq, a predicted model, not a curated record